AUGGAGGCGCCCGAGCUGGGCCCGGGGCUGGUGCAGCGUCUGGAGCAGCUGGCGACGUGCCCGCUGUGCGGGGGCCCCUUCGAGGACCCGGUGCUGCUGGCGUGCGAGCACAGCUUCUGCCGCGCGUGCCUGGCCCGCCGCUGGGGCGCCCCUCCGGCCGCCGGCGACCCGGCGCCCGCCCCCGCCUGCCCCCGCUGCGGCCAGCCGUGCCCCCGCCGCAGCCUGAGGUCUAACGUGCGGCUGGCGGUGGAGGACACGAGGAAGACAUGGAGGAGACUUGACGCCCCAACACCCAAGGCAUCUAACUCAGACGACGACGUCCCCGAAGAUUAUCCAGUGGUCAAAAACAUGCUGCACAGACUGACGGUGGGCGGCACGGGGCCCCCGCCGCGGCGCAUCCGCGUGGACGUGGACUGGGAGCGCGGCCGAGUGGCCUUCUACGACGGGCGCUCGCUCGACCUGCUCUUCGCCUUCCAGGCGCCCGGGCCGCUGGGGCAGCGCGUCUUCCCGCUGCUCUGCACGCGUGACGCCCGCGCCCCGCUGCGCAUCGUGCCGGCAGAGGGCUGA
This is a messenger RNA of Puma concolor (puma), 567 nucleotides long. The record is from RefSeq and is a predicted model, not a curated record. NCBI's taxonomy places the organism in Eukaryota, Metazoa, Chordata, Mammalia, Carnivora, Felidae.